Messenger RNA from Enterobius vermicularis (human pinworm), 528 nucleotides. Lineage: Eukaryota; Metazoa; Nematoda; Chromadorea; Rhabditida; Oxyuridae. The record is from the annotation of a GenBank genome assembly.
AUGAAAGAAAUUGACGAUGACGCGCUGGAGGAAUGUUUCUUCCGCAUAGCGGUGGGGGAAACUCUUUCAGUAGUCGCCAAUAAAUUUGGUUUGACAACCUCAGGAGUCGCCAGAAGAGUUUCCAAAAUGCUGCGGAUUCUGAAUCACCCUGAUAAUUGCUUGGAGGACGAACCACAACCGUAUUUGCGCUAUCCAGAUUACGGCAUGGGAAUUCCUGAAUGGAUCCGAGAAAAAAGGGACAUCUAUUUGGCCCGCCUGAAAAGACGGCGCGCGUCAAGGAGUCUGGGAGUCGACACACCCAUCCCCACUGAUUGGGUGGUUCCGUUAGGCCAGGCGAGCUACGUCGAGCCAAGGUGGACCCCGGAGCUGGACGCAUUGCUUGGAACCGUUUCUGAUCCGACUCUUGCCAAGCAGCUCAAUUGCAGCAGUGCGACAGUCAGGAAUCGAAGGCUGACGCUGAAGAUCAAUCCUUUCGAUGCUCCCAAAUGGAGUCCUCCGGCGCCUCGGGAUCACAAAAGUAGAGCUUGA